This is a messenger RNA of Nerophis ophidion (straightnose pipefish), 5188 nucleotides long. RefSeq names its product ubiquitin specific peptidase 40 (gene usp40). Gene Ontology annotation, molecular function: cysteine-type endopeptidase activity; cysteine-type deubiquitinase activity. The record is from RefSeq and is a predicted model, not a curated record. The transcript is spliced from 31 exons. Gene Ontology annotation, cellular component: cytosol; nucleus. Lineage: Eukaryota; Metazoa; Chordata; Actinopteri; Syngnathiformes; Syngnathidae. Gene Ontology annotation, biological process: protein deubiquitination. Bases 495 to 4226 code for a protein of 1243 amino acids.
CUUGCGAUCAUUUCCUGUCAGAAAACAAGAUGGCUGCCCGCUAUCCGCCGACGGCAUCUUUAUUUACGUUCGUCGCUUUAGGUUUAAAACAGGUUAAGACGGGCUUUUUAAACCCUCCAAAACAUACAUAAAUGUACCAAAUUAAUCGGGGUUUCGGCAGGCAAGUUCACACUUUUUUUCUCUAGACGCUGUUUGGUAGCGACGGGCAGAGUUUUCAUUCUGAAUGACUGAGCUGUGAAGCCAGGUGAGACAGUCUUGGUCAUUAGCUGCUUGUUGGCGAGUUUAUUCAAAAAUAUAUUAAUAAAUACAUUUUAAGACACGUUUACGAGUUGCUAUUAUGUUUAGCCCCGUCAAGUCAUCUUAUUUCCGCGUCAGUCCGGCAAUUGUCAACAGAGAACUGGGAAAGACCAAAAUCAAAAUGAGAUAGCAACAGGUGGCCUGGGCGCGUUUACACGGGCGGCGAAGCCGAAACCAAACUAAACAAACAAAACGUCAUGUUUGGGAAUCUUUUUGAGGAGGCGGAGGGGGGUGAAGAUGGCUUCUCCUCUCCUUCUGCUUACUCUGCCAAGGUGGGAGAUGAGCCCCCGGCUCCCCGAGGAAGGAGCAAGCUAUGCGGCAUCAAGAACCAGGGAGGGACCUGCUACCUCAACUCUCUGCUGCAGACCCUCCUUUUCUCCCCUGAGUUCAGAGAGGAGCUGUUCAGUUUGGGGACGGAAGAAUUGGGAUGUCUUGAGGACAAGGACAAAACGGGGACCAAAGUCCGAGUGAUCCCACUGGAGCUGCAGAGACUUUUUGCUCGACUUCUGCUGGUGGACCAGCAGAGUGCCUCCACUGCUGACCUCACUGACAGCUUUGGCUGGAACAGCAGCGAGGGAACAAACCAGCAUGACGUGCAGGAACUCAACCGCAUCCUCUUCAGCGCUUUGGAGCACUCUCUUGUUGGCACCUCCGGGAGCACACUUAUCCACCGCCUGUACCACGGCACCAUCGUCAACAGCAUCGUCUGCAAGGAGUGCGGGAACGUCAGCCAGAGACAGGAGGACUUCCUGGACCUGACGGUGUGCGUGUGCGGUGUGUCCAGCCUGGAGGCGGCUUUGUGGAACAUGUUUGUGGAGGAGGAGUUGUUUGAAGGCAAUAAUCUGUACCGUUGUGCGCUGUGUGACAGGCUGGUCACUGCUGCCAAGUCUGCCAAGCUGCAGAACCUCCCGCCCUUUAUAACCAUGUCCUUACUGAGAUUCAGCUUUGACUUUGCUAAAUGCGAGCGGUACAAGGAGACUGGACGCUACAGCUUCCCCCUCAGCAUCAACCUACGACCGUUUUGUGAACAGGCCGAUGGAGAUGACGCCGAUUACUCCUACGAGCUGUUCUCUGUGAUUAUCCAUAAGGGCGGCUGCUACGGCGGCCAUUAUCAUGUUUACAUCAGGGACAUUGACCGACUCGGCCACUGGGAGCCGCCGAAGGAUGACAACAAAAGAAAUACGCAGACGGACGUCAAGCAGAAGGUCAAGGACAUCCACGAGACCGAACUUAAUGAAAAUGACCCGUUGGGCAUCCUCAUGGCUAUUAUCUCACAGGAGCCUUCAAAGAGCGUCCUAUUUGACCAACUGGGCCAGAAAGUCAUGGAAAAGAUUGGUUCCUCCUGGAGUAAAUCUUUCAGGAAAAACUGUGGCUCCAUUGGCAAGUUCCUACAGUCACACAAUGAGGUUUUCAUGAUGGUAUCCAACGGUACUCGCGUGGCACUGAAGGCAAACCCGCCUAGCCCGAUCAUGAGCGAGCCCCCCGCACAAGUAGAUCCCUCCACGAAUGCUUGCCCAGAUAGUGUCGCUGUUGAUGGACCAAAGCCUGAGCCAGAGGGUGACCACUGGUUUGACUUAAAUGACUCCGCUGUGGCCUCCAUCAGAGUGUCGGACAUAGAGAAGCAGUUCCAGGGCAAAGAAAGUGCCUACAUGCUGUUCUACAGAAAAACACAGCUCUGCCGGCCCAGUGAAGCGCUCCGCUGUCCUGAAUACAAAGUUCCUCAUCACCUCAUACAGAUGGCAGAGACUGAGAACAUCAAACUGCAGCAGAUGCGGACGGAGUAUGAUGCCAGUAAUAACAGCGUUGAGCUUCGUCUCCACCUGGCGUCCUCUUACAGGCUAAUAAAUGGAGCUCUGCAGCCUCUCAGCAAAGAGCCCAAUGUAGCUGCCACACUCGCGUUUGAUCGCAGAAAGACUAUUGGAGACUUGCGGUUGGCUAUAUAUCAGGAACAGGAGUUAUGGGAAGGAGACAUGGCUCUGACUGUGGCCAAGAUGCUUCCAGCAGGCCUCCACCUGUACAAUACUCUCACAGAUGACAAUGUCUCGCUGUACAGUGCUGGCCUCCGUGCAAACUGUGAUUUAUUUGUUUGGAAUGGCCGAGAGGUAUGUGGUGCAGGUGUCCUAACCGGAGCAGAGUGGGAACCGGUGUUGCUAACAGUCGUCCGACCUUUUGGAGACCAGGAGGGGGAGGAGUUUGAAGAGGCCACAGGCAGUGUGGACAGCGGCGGGCUGAAAAAGGAGGCCAGAGCGUUUCCAGGCGGCGUCACCCUUGGGGAGUUGCGGGAGGCCCUGGGCCAGCCUGCCGAGAGUCUGCUGUGUCAGGAGCGCUCGGUGGCUAAAGUAGGAGAGCUUGGGGCGGGCGAGGGGGGCGGUGCUAGCGGAUGGCGAGUGUUCCCCCCUAAUGACAUGCAGCGGACUCUAAAGGAGCUGUUGCUGAAAGAUGGAGACGCUCUAUUGGUGCUGGAGCCGCAGUCAUUAGAAAGCAGCAUGUUCACGCUGAACGGAGACGUGAUCACCGUGACAACGCCAUCAGACUGUCGCUGGCUCCAAGUGGAGUUUCGACCACAUGGCGGCGGAGGAGGCGAUGCAAAUGAGAGGAUAGUCAAGGUUCCUGCAGCAGGAAAUAUGCUGCUGUGUGACGUGAAGCAGAGGGCCAUAGAGGAGCUGCAACUCCCAGAUGCACAGUACUGUCUGAGGCAGGUGGACAGCGCAGGGAAACUCCUUCCUCCAGUGUGCGAGGAGCUGAGCGUGCGGGACGCGGGCGUACGACUCAUGUCCACCGUGAUUCUUUGUCUGGGAUGCGCCCCUCAGGCCUCGCAGCUUUUCCUGCACUUCUCUGUGGGUGCAGCGCCCUCUGCUGGAAUAGAGAUGGACAUAAUUGUAAAGCGGACUUGCACUGUUAAAGAGUGUCUACACGCAAUGCUGGAUGCCGUUGGACUCGAAGGCACCUGUUGGCACUUGAGGAGGCUUGAUUGGUGCGAAGAGGUGGGAGAGGCACUGCUUGACGAGAAUGCUUUCUUGUCCGCUUUGAACAUAAACAAUGGAGAGAUGUUAGUCGUCGCAGAAGGACAACUUCCUCCAAAGGGUUUUGUUAAGCUGUCCAUGUGGCUCCAUCUGGAUGCGACGAGCAAGUUGACCAACAAGAUCCACGCAGAGGAACACACGGCGGCGCUUCAGCUCACGAGUGUGGGACAAGUGGAGAUAUGUAUGGAAGCCUCUCUGGAGGAUCUCAAAACUCAGGUGUUGACACUUCCUGCUCUCCAGAACAUGUGUGUACCUGCCGCCAGCUUCUUGCGCUUGUGGGAAAUGGUGGGACGGACACCAACUCGCAUCCUCAGAGGACACCAAGUCACACUCAGGAAGCUAAAGCUAAGUAGCAGCACAGAUCUUUGCAUUCAGCAGCUGCUGAAGGAGGAAGAUCUUGGUCCCAAGGAGAUACUGCUGAAUGUUAAAAUGGGUAUACCAGGCGAGCGGUCCUACUACUCUACAGAGGAGCUGAUUUGGGACGUGUCACGGGACUCGUCGCCUCGCAGCCUACGCACUUGUGUGGCUACACGCUAUGGCUUAUCUCCUGACGCUCUGCUGCUGGCUAAACAGCAUCCAGACAAACAUGUCUGGGAGGAAAUCAUCUCCAGCUGGAACCAGCAACUAUCCAAGAAGAAGAAGAAGAAAAAAACUGAAUCACUUUUAGGAGCACCGUUUCAUCUUAAAGAUGGUGACGUAAUUGGUGUUAAGAACCUUUUGAUUGACAACAAGGACUUCUACACGCAGGAGGACGAACAAGCCCAGCAGAGGCUUAGAGAGCAAACAGAACAACGAAGGAAAGGAGAGCAGGCUGAUGGAGAUUCGUACAAGGCCGGAGGAGACGAGAAGACUAAAUCGAAAAAGCCAGAAGUGGCGCUGUCAAUCAAUGUUGGCGUCUUCAGGUAGCACGACACUGCCUCUGGAGCUUGGACAUGUCUCUACUACCUGUAACCUACACGCACACACAGUCAGGUGCCAUGUUGCAUUUGGGACAAUCCUUUGGGCAUCCGGUGGCCAUUGUCCCCUCCCCCAAAUACUACACUUUAUAAUCUGUACUUAUUCCUAAAUCUUUACUGUUAUUAAUAUCAUGGAUAUCAAUCGCUUGUUUUCUCUUUUUUUUUUUUUUAUGUCAUGCUGACCCUCAGGAAAAAAGAACUUGUUAGGCUGAAUGCAGUACCUUGUUUCAUGUUUUUAAGAGCCUACAGGGAUGAUAUCCAAAAAGAUCAGGGUGACUUUUGUUAACCAGCCAAUGUGGACUUACAACUUUAGUUCUAUCAUUAUAAUCUUCCUGCUAGUGAUGGAUGAUGAUGUAAUUACGCACCAUUGAAUAUUAAAGGGGGAGAUAAGGGCCUUUUACAUUGAUUUGUAUCCUCCCUACCUCACAAUUUUUGCCUCUCAGUCUACCUCUGCUUUCCCCCUUUUUACUACACGGAACAACACAUUGAGAAGCAGCAAAAACAAAAAUCUGAUUCACUUGGGUUAAAUAAUCAAAUUGUGCAAUUUGAGAACAAAACUCAUUUUUAUAACCUUAAUGACAGUUAAUGCACAGAUAUGUGUGAAAAGACCUUGUAUUUAAUAUUGGGGAUUGAAAUGUUUUUGCAUGCACUUGGUGUGAAUUUCUAGUAAUAUUAAAUACAAAUGAGGUUUGUUUUGAAGCUCCAUUUGAAUAAUCCGGCAUCAAUUAGGCUGGCAAUUAUUUGUUUUUGUUUUUAUUUUUUAUUUUUCUGUUUCCCCAUACAUUUAAAAGUAUGGUAUUUGAUUGUGUAUGUUUAUUCAUUUAACCUUUUACUGUCAUAAAAUACAUUUGUGUCAAAUUUAACCCCCCAAAACAAAUAUUUUAACAACAAUAAAUAUGUACUCUAUUGUCA